CCAGCCCUUAUUUGUAAUCCUAUGUAGAGAAGAACUCUCUCCCUUCUUUCUCUCUUCUCUGUCUCUCAAUCAAAUCCUUUCGGCUGGAAAGGAGAUCCCGCGAUUUUCCUCUUCGAAGACGGCGAAGAGCCCUAAUUUUGAUGCGACCCUUCGUCAUUCAUCCACACAAGAUUCUGAAUCCGCGGCGCUGAUUCUGUUCUUGGUUCGCCAUGGCGGAAUUGGGGCAACAGACGGUGGAGUUCUCCUCUCUGGUCAGUCGAGCCGCAGAGGAAUCGUACUCGUCGCUCAAGGAACUCGUGGAGAAGUCCAAGUCGGCGGAGCUGUCGGAUACGGACAAGAAGAUUAGCCUCCUCAAGUACAUCGUCAAGACCCAGCAGCGGAUGCUUCGUCUCAAUGUGCUCGCCAAGUGGUGCAAACAGGUUCCCCUAAUAAAAUAUUGCCAGGACCUCGGGAGCACGUUAUCAGCUCAUGAUAUAUGCUUCACACAAGCAGCAGAUUCACUGUUUUUUAUGCAUGAAGGCCUUCAACAAGCCCGUGCACCUGUAUAUGAUGUUUCAUCUGCUGUCGAGAUUUUACUAACAGGAUCUUAUCAGAGGUUGCCAAAAUGUAUAGAAGAUGUGGGCAUGCAGAGCUCAUUGGAUGAGCAUCAGCAGAAACCAGCUCUAAAAAAGCUGGACGCACUUGUUCGUUCCAAACUUCUAGAAAUUACACUUCCGAAAGAAAUAGCUGAGGUGAAAGUUUCCAAAGGUACAGCGAUGCUAUGUGUGGAUGGGGAAUUUAAGGUUCUUGUUACCCUUGGUUACCGGGGUCACUUAUCAAUGUGGAGGAUAUUGCAUCUAGAUUUACUUGUUGGUGAAACAAGUGGCCCCAUUACACUCGAAGUGACUAGACGGCAUGCCCUUGGUGAUUACUUAGAGCGUAGAAUGUCAGUGGCAGAAAACCCAUUUACAAUAUUAUAUUCAGUGCUCCAUGAACUUUGUGUUACACUUGUCAUGGACACUGUCAUAAGGCAGGUCCAAGCUCUUCGGCAGGGAAGAUGGAAAGAUGCAAUUCGCUUUGAGCUAAUUUCUGAUACUGGUACCAUGCAAGUGAAUCAAGAAGGAGAGGCAGAUUCUGUUGGUCUUCGAACCCCGGGAGUGAAACUUAUGUAUUGGUUGGAUUCUGAUAAAAACUCUGGACCGUUCAUUAAGAUUGAACCAGGAUCAGACCUCCAGAUUAGGUGUCGUCAUAGCACAUUUAUAGUUGACCCACUAACUGGAAAGGAGGCUGAGUUUUCUCUUGAUCAGAGCUGUAUUGAUGUGGAAAAGCUUCUGCAUAAAGCCAUAUGUUGUAACAGAUAUACUCGUCUUCUUGAAAUUCAGAAAGAGCUUCUGAAAAAUGUCCGAAUCUCUCGUGCUCCUAGUGAUGUCAUUCUUCAACCCCUCCUGGAUAAGCCUGGUGUUGAGGCCAAAAAGGGAGAUGGCAAGGUGAAUGGUAAUGAACAAGUUGAGCCAGAAGUCUUACAUGUGCGCGCUUAUGGUUCACUGUUUUUCACGCUUGGGGUAAAUAUAAGGACUGGACGAUUUCUUCUUCAUUCAUCGAAGAGUAUCUUGACACCCUCCAUCCUGGAGGAAUUUGAAGAUGCUUUAAAUCAAGGGAAUAUGUCUGCUGUGGAGGCCUUUACCAAGUUGAGAAUCAAAAGCAUUUUGCAUCUUUUUGCUGCUGUUGGCAAGUUUUUGGGCCUUGAGGUCUAUGAACAUGGUUUUGCUGCAAGCAAAGCUCCUAAGAACCUCGUGGAUGAUUCAAGCAUCUUGAUCUUGGGAUUCCCUGAUUGUGGAAGCUCUCACCUUUUGCUUAUGGAGCUUGAUAAUGAUUUUACACCAAUGUUCAAAUUGGUAGAAACUCAGAUGGAUACAGCUGGCAAACCCCCGCAGUCUUUAAAUGAUCUGAGCAAUGUUUUGCGGGAGAAGAAAAUUGAUGUUGGUCAGAUGCGGAUUCGUGAGGAUGAACUUAAUUUGAUUACGCCUGAUGUGACUAGAUUUCUUUCUUCAUUUCCAGAUGUCAAGGGCUUAAAUCAAGCGUCUGAACAUGAUCAUCCUGGAUUGGGUGGCGUUGAGGGUUUGUCUGAACUGAGUCAAAGUCCAAUGAAUUUCUCUAGUAUCGUAGAUGAAGUGUUUGGACUUGAAAAAGGGGCAUCUGCAUUUACUUUACAUGAUCAGCAUGGUCCAAUCCCUGGGGUAGUUCCAUCGUUGGCUAGCUAUAAUAAUGGUUCCUUGUAUAAUUUGCAAUCUACUUCCUUUAAUUCUUUAUCAUCCCUCCCUGGGAAGGCUUCUGCUACGAAGAAGCUUGUUAUUUCUAACUCUGACCAUGAUUUAGCUUCCCUUAGAUUUCCUGACUUGGUCGAGGGUAGCACGGUGGACAGAGACCGGAAGAAUUUGUUGAAUGAUUCUUCUAGACUAUUGUCUCCAUCUAUGUCCACUGGGGCCCGAGUCUCUGUGUCGGGUGGCAGACUGGUCUCAGGCUCAUUGUCUUCGCUGCCUCCCGUAUCACAAACAUCAGACGAUCAGAAGUCACGGAAACGUUCAGCAUCAGAUUUGCUAGGCUUGAUCCCGUCUCUUCAAGGAGUGGGAGCUGUUACUGGUCCCAACAAGAGAAGGAAAACUUCUGAAUUGGUACCGAGUCUGUCCGCUACACCGCAGACCAUUUCUGCUGCUGCAACAACAAAAUUCUCUGGAUGCAGUUAUGGAGAUCUCAUAGCUGAAGCAAGCAAGGGAAAUGCACCAUCCAGUAUUUUUGUCUAUGCCCUUCUCCAUGUGGUCAGGCAUUCUUCAUUGUCCAUAAAGCACGCCAAACUAACUAGCCAGAUGGAGGCACUGUAUAUUCAAUAUGUUGAGGAAAUGGAUCUGGGAAAUGCAUCAUCCAAUAUAUGGUUCCGUCUACCAUUUGCCCAUAGUGAUUCAUGGCAACAAAUAUGCUUGCAGCUUGGCAGGCCAGGAAGCAUGCGUUGGGAUGUGAAAAUCAAUGACCAACACUUCAGGGAUAUUUGGGAACUUCAAAAGGGAAGUAAAAACAUGCCAUGGGGAUCUGGAGUUCGCAUAGCAAACUCGUCCGAUGUGGAUUCUCAUAUCUGUUAUGAUCCCGAAGGUGUUGUUCUGAGUUAUCGAUCUGUGGAAGCUGACAGUAUAAAGAGGCUUGUGGCUGACAUCCGACGGCUUUCAAAUGCUAGAAUGUUUUCCCUUGGUAUGCGAAAAUUACUUGGCAUAAGACCAGAUGACAAAACAGAAGAAUGCAGCCUCAGCCCAGAUGUUAAAGGACAGGCUGCAGGAAAAGGCUCUAUCGAGCCAGCUGAUAGACUGUCAGAGCAGAUGAGGAGGGCUUUCAAGAUAGAGGCAGUGGGAUUAACAAGUUUGUGGUUUAGUUUUGGUUCGGGUCUCUUAGCUCGUUUUGUUGUUGAGUGGGAAUCGGGUAAAGAUGGAUGCACCAUGCAUGUUUCUCCCGACCAACUGUGGCCCCAUACAAAAUUCUUGGAGGAUUUCAUAAAUGGAGCAGAGAUUGCAUCUCUUCUUGAUUGCAUUCGUCUUACUGCUGGGCCGUUACAUGCUCUAGCAGCUGCAACUCGACCUGCUCGGGCUGGGCCUGCCACCGGAUCUCCUGUUGUGCCUGCAGCGGUUGCUUCAAUUUCAAGACAGUUAAAUCAGAUGCAGCAAACUCAGGGAACUUCCACUGCAAGUUCAGCUUCCCCUAAUACCGGACAGACGACUUCAGCAAAUGCUGCUGCUCUUGGGGGAAGUUAUAGCCUUCAUGGGGCUGCCAUGUUAACAGCUGUUGGGCGAAGUGGACCUGGAAUCGUUCCAAGCUCUCUCUUGCCCAUUGAUGUCUCCGUGGUACUUCGUGGUCCCUAUUGGAUAAGGAUCAUAUACCGUAAGCGGUUUGCAGUAGACAUGAGAUGCUUUGCUGGAGAUCAGGUCUGGUUGCAACCUGCAACACCACCAAAGGGUGGUGCCUCUAUUGGGGGUUCCCUGCCAUGCCCCCAGUUCAGACCUUUCAUCAUGGAGCAUGUUGCUCAAGAAUUAAAUGGGUUAGAACCAAAUUUGACUCCUGGAGCAGCAAAUGCAAACACUACAAACCAAAAUCCAGGUGCACAAUUAGUAACAGCCAGUGGGAGUAGAGCCAAUUUCCCCGCCGCUACUGCGAUGUCAAGGGCAGCUAACCCGGCAGCUGGUUUGAGUCGUGCUGGUGGUGUUGCUACUUCUGCAUUGAGUGUUGUUGGCUCUGGAUUGCCUGUGCGAAGAUCUCCUGGCAGUACGAUGCCUGCACACGUAAGAGGUGAACUAAACACAGCAAUUAUUGGUCUUGGUGAUGAUGGUGGUUAUGGAGGUGGAUGGGUUCCUCUUGUGGCUCUUAAAAAGGUUUUAAGGGGUAUUCUCAAAUAUCUUGGAGUGCUAUGGUUAUUUGCUCAGUUACCCGACCUCUUGAGAGAGAUCUUAGGUUCAAUUUUGAAGGAGAAUGAAGGUGCUCUCUUGAAUUUGGACCAAGAACAGCCUGCACUGCGCUUCUUUGUUGGUGGCUACGUCUUUGCGGUGAGUGUCCAUAGAGUUCAGCUUCUUCUUCAAGUCCUCAGUGUGAAGCGUUUCCAUCACCAGCAGCAGCAGCAACAACAGCAGCAAAAUGCUUCCACUGCUCAAGAGGAACUGACCCAAUCUGAGAUAGGAGAAAUAUGCGACUACUUCAGUCGUCGUGUUGCAUCAGAGCCCUACGAUGCUUCAAGGGUUGCCUCUUUCAUAACCCUUCUCACAUUACCCAUACCGGUCUUGAGGGAGUUUCUGAAACUGAUAGCAUGGAAGAAGGGAUUGUCAUCCCAAUCACAAGCUGGAGAGGUAGCUCCUGGUCAGAGGCCACGCAUUGAGUUAUGUCUUGAGAAUCAUUAUUAUGGUAGUGAGGUAGACAACAACGGUUGUGGAGCAAAGAGCAAUAUACAUUAUGAUCGGCCCCAUAAUUCAGUUGACUUUGCAUUGACUGUUGUCCUUGAUCCGGCUCAUAUACCCCAUAUAAACGCUGCUGGAGGAGCCGCAUGGUUGCCCUACUGUGUCUUGGUCAGGUUAAGGUAUUUAUUCGGUGAAAACCCGAGCGUGACGUUUCUUGGGAUGGAAGGAAGCCAUGGAGGUCGGGCAUGUUGGCAGCGCAUUGAGGACUGGGAGAAAUUUAAACAGAGAGUGGCACGUACGGUGGAAGUUAAUGGUUCUUCUUCUGCAGGAGACAUGACACAGGGGAAACUAAGAAUAGUUGCAGACAGUGUCCAGAGAACGUUGCAUUUGUGCCUCCAAGGACUGAGAGAGGGAAACCCCACCUCUGGAAAUCCUAGCUAGCUCCUCCCCCAUAUUCUCAUGGUUCCGUACAACAGGGACAAAACUGAAUCAGAAACAGUAGUACUUGCAACAACUAUAGAGCUUGUUCUUCUCUUCAGCCUUCCAAGUCAGGAACUUGUUUCUCCAAUCAUUCUGGUUAGGAAGUUCGUCUUAUGCUUUUUCUCCCUAUGUACAUAUACAUGUCACUGAAGAGGAAAACUGGUUUUGUUUAUGUCUCUCUGCCUCUGAAGAACGCCCAGCAAAUGAAACUGGCUUCUUGGUCACCUUGUCUCAGUUUUGAUUGUCAGUCUGUAAUUUACAGAUUUCAGGAUCUUGGGUCCAGUUUCUCCAGUAGAAUAAAACGUUCUUUGGUUUUCCUC
This is a messenger RNA of Tarenaya hassleriana, 5704 nucleotides long. RefSeq names its product mediator of RNA polymerase II transcription subunit 14-like. The transcript has 8 exons. The record is from RefSeq and is a predicted model, not a curated record. Bases 210 to 5345 code for a protein of 1711 amino acids. Gene Ontology annotation, biological process: regulation of transcription by RNA polymerase II. NCBI's taxonomy places the organism in Eukaryota, Viridiplantae, Streptophyta, Magnoliopsida, Brassicales, Cleomaceae. Gene Ontology annotation, molecular function: transcription coregulator activity. Gene Ontology annotation, cellular component: core mediator complex; mediator complex.